CACAUAUACAUACACAUAUGGAGGGAAAAAGAGAGAUGGGUAGUUACAAAUUCUGUCUGAUCUUCACGAGGAAGUUCAGGAUGACGGAGUCUGGUCCUGUCCCUGACGUCAGAGAGCUUUUCGAGAAAUACGCCGACGGUGAAGCUCAUAUGUCGCCAGAGCAGCUACAGAAGCUCAUGGCGGAGGAAGGAGGAGAAGGAGAAACAAGUCUAGAGGAAGCGGAGAGAAUCGUUGACGAGGUUCUUCGCCGGAGACAUCACAUUGCAAAGUUCACCAGAAGAAACCUUACUCUUGAUGAUUUCAAUUAUUACCUGUUUUCUACUGAUCUUAACCCUCCAGUCGGCGAUCAGGUCCAUCAAAACAUGGAUGCUCCACUGUCGCAUUACUUUAUAUACACAGGCCAUAAUUCUUACUUAACUGGAAAUCAGCUCAGUAGCAACUGCAGUGACCUUCCUAUUGCAGAUGCAUUGAGACGAGGCGUGAGAGUGGUUGAGUUGGAUCUUUGGCCACGUGGUACCGAUGAUGUCUGUGUUAAACAUGGAAGGACCUUGACAAAGGAAGUGAAAUUGGGAAAAUGUUUGGAUUCCAUUAAAGCUAAUGCCUUUGUUACUUCAAAGUAUCCUGUUAUUAUCACUCUUGAAGACCAUCUCACGCCAAAACUUCAGUUUAAAGUUGCCAAGAUGAUAACUCAGACAUUUGGAGAUAUGUUGUAUUACCAUGAUUCUGAAAGUUGUCAAGAAUUUCCUUCACCGGAAGAGUUGAAAGAAAAGAUUCUAAUUUCAACAAAACCUCCAAAAGAGUACUUAGAAGCUAACGAUGCGAAGGAGAAAGAUAGUGGAGAGAAAGGGAAGGAUUCGGAUGAGGAUGUAUGGGGCAAAGAGCCAGAAGACCUUAUUUCUACGCAAUCUGAUCUUGAGAAGGUCACAAGCAGUGUAAAUGAUCUUAGUCAAGAUGAUGAAGAAAGAGGGUCUUGUGAGUCUGAUACGUCAUGCCAAUUACAAGCACCAGAAUACAAACGUCUUAUUGCCAUCCAUGCUGGGAAGCCAAAAGGCGGUUUACGGAUGGCUUUAAAGGUUGAUCCGAACAAAAUCAGGCGACUUAGUCUGAGUGAGCAAUUACUUGAGAAAGCUGUAGCAUCAUAUGGUGCAGAUGUUAUAAGAUUCACUCAGAAGAAUUUUCUGAGGAUAUAUCCCAAAGGCACAAGGUUUAACUCUUCAAACUAUAAACCUCAGAUCGGUUGGAUGAGCGGAGCUCAAAUGAUUGCAUUCAACAUGCAGGGGUAUGGCAGAGCUUUGUGGCUGAUGGAAGGAAUGUUUCGAGCUAAUGGAGGGUGCGGUUAUGUCAAGAAGCCAGAUUUUCUUAUGGAUGCAGGUUCUAAUGGACAAGGUUUUUAUCCCAAAGAUAAUUCGUGUCCAAAGAAAACUUUAAAGGUGAAAGUCCUUAUGGGAGAUGGAUGGCUCCUAGACUUCAAAAAAACUCACUUUGAUUCUUAUUCUCCUCCAGAUUUCUUCGUUAGAGUGGGUAUUGCCGGAGCACCUGUUGAUGAGGUGAUGGAGAAAACAAAAAUAGAGUAUGAUACAUGGACACCCAUUUGGAAUAAGGAGUUCACAUUCCCGUUAGCAGUUCCUGAACUUGCUCUUCUCCGUGUUGAAGUCCAUGAGCACGACGUAAAUGAAAAAGAUGAUUUUGGAGGUCAAACUUGUUUACCAGUGUCCGAGAUAAGGCAAGGCAUACGCGCUGUUCCACUCUUUAAUCGCAAGGGAGUGAAAUACAGCUCCACACGGCUUCUUAUGCGCUUCGAGUUUGUCUGAGACGCCAUUUUGGUGCGUGUAUCCAUCUAGAUUUAUAUCUUCUUACUUUAUUUGAUAUGUUGUGUUUUAUGUGUCUUAUGCUUCUUCAUGGAGGAAUAAAAUUUGAUCUUUUAC
Molecule: messenger RNA, 1925 nt
Organism: Arabidopsis arenosa
Lineage: Eukaryota; Viridiplantae; Streptophyta; Magnoliopsida; Brassicales; Brassicaceae
Source: the annotation of a GenBank genome assembly